Molecule: messenger RNA, 1169 nt
Organism: Thunnus maccoyii (southern bluefin tuna)
Lineage: Eukaryota; Metazoa; Chordata; Actinopteri; Scombriformes; Scombridae
Exons: 2
Coding region: 21-926 (301 amino acids)
Source: RefSeq, a predicted model, not a curated record
UCUCUGAGAAAUUACCCACAAUGGCAUCUACAACACAUGGCAACUACAUCACGCAUCUGGAUAUGUCCCUCAAUAAAACUGAGGAGAAAGAGCUCAAAUCACAUGGCUUCAAGAAAAUAGAUGUUGAUCUGAAUGAAGGGGCAGGAGGAAAACAAAUCUACAUUUGGUACAAAAAAGAAAGCGGUGUACCACCAAUCACCAGGCUUCAAGUCACAUUCAACAGUGACAUGAUUGCUGGAUUGAGAGAGGCAGGAUACACAAAGAUCGAUAAAGAUCUCAAUGCUGGAGCUAGAGGUGAUAACAUCUACCUUUGGUACUUUAGUGGGUGCGACAAAGACUACGAUACUCCCAUAGUGGACAUGGAUGUCACUAUAGAUGCAGUGCCUGACAGCCAGAAGUUUGGCUCUGGCUGGGAGAGACUGGCCUGCGAUCUGAACCGCAAGGCUGGAGGGAACUGGAUUCACGCCUGGGUGAAGAGAGAGAGACAAACAUACAUCUGUGACGUCGCUGCCACUCAAACCUCCAUAUUAGACCUCGAUCUCUUUCAGGAUGGUUACAUCCGUGUGGAUGAAAAUACUAAUAGGGGUGCAGGAGGAGUCUUUCUUUUCAUCUGGUACCGUCAGACCACUGACCCCAAGCUUGCACUCAAUGAUCUGCAAAUCUCCACUAAUGAUAGUCAGUUUCACGACCUUAAGAGUAAAAAUUACAAGCAAGUUAGUGUUAAUCUCAACGAGGGGACUAAAGGUAACGAGGUGUACCUGUGGUUCAAGCAAGAUGAAUUUAAAAAACCCAUUAAGGCCAUCACCGUGCUUGUCAACUCAGAUGCUAUGAAGGCGUAUGACGACGCUGGGUUGAAUGUUAUCAAAAGAAAUCUCAACACAGGCAAUAAAGGCACAACCGAAUACUUGAGUGUUCACAAUCAGUGAAGACCUGAGAAAGCCUCCAUGGUAGCAGAGCAGAGGAUUCUCAACACUCACUGAAGUUGAAAGUCCAACAAUCAUUUUUUAUCUUUUUUCUUUUUCAUCGUCUAUAAAACAAUCUUUCAUAUCACUGUUGUAUUACUGGUAAUACUAUCAAUAGGUGAUGGGUUUGAUAGCUUAAUUUGCUGUCAAUCAAUUUAAAAUGGCAGUUUUUUCAACAUUGAUUACAACAUUAAUGAAAGAUUGAAU